AUGGAGCCUAUGCGCGCGGUAAUUACCGCGCGGUAUCGCGGCAAGGAGCAAGAGAUUGAGGUUGAUCGUGCGUCUUUUGUAUCUGAAUUACAAGAGGCAUUUUAUUUUGCGUUUGGCGUUCCCGCUGCACACCAAAAACUGCUUGCGCAGCGCCCCGUUGCCGCCAACUUGGCUCGCAUCUUGCAGCGCGGUUUGGCGCCAGCAACGACGAUCAGCGAGGCUGGAAUCACGGGUGGCAUGCAUAUUACAGUACUUGGCGCUACUGAAAUCGAGGUACGGCGAAUAAAGGCGGAAGAAGGUGCAUGGGCUCGCAGAAAUGGACCGAGACAGUACCAUCUCAGCAUGCUGCGCAACACGAAACCGCGCAGUACCACCACGCCAGCACCACCACCAGUUUUUCUCAAGCUUGCUGUACAUCCUGGCAUAAGAGACACGCAUCAUUUGUAUGGAAAAGUGAUGCAGUACUUGGAACGACUCGCGAAUGACCCAGCCGUAUUGCAUGUAUGUCGCUUGCAUGCGUACAAAGUAGGUAUGCUUUCCGAAUUGCUUCCACAUGAACAUCCCCAGCUGUUGGGAUUGAAUGAGAACAGAGGGCAGCGUAUUUUGCUCCGCAUUCGCACCGACGAUGCAGACGGGACGCGAGACUACAAAACGACGCGGCGUGUACUGAUGCACGAGCUUGCGCAUAACGACGUACGUACAUGGUGUACUUACCCACAGAUCUCAGGCCACCCCCCGGAGUUCAAAGUGCUCAAUAGCCUGCUCAAUAAGGAGCUGGAAGCGUUUGAGCGUGCGCAGGAGUCAGGCUCACAUACCCUUAGGCGCGGCCCUGCGUACGAGCCGGCGACAUUGGGUGCAGCACCCGGCAAUGUGCGUGGCGGUGCGUACGUCCUCGGCGGCAAAGAUGCAGCGCAGGGUGUGCCAUGCGCCUCGGACCAAUUAGAGGAGCGACGCCGACGUAUUCUACAGGCUACAGAAGCACGGCUAGCGCAGCUCGACAAGGAGAUCGAUACCGGCUGUGGCAACCAUCUGCAGCAACCGUAG
Molecule: messenger RNA, 1044 nt
Organism: Malassezia vespertilionis
Lineage: Eukaryota; Fungi; Basidiomycota; Malasseziomycetes; Malasseziales; Malasseziaceae
Exons: 1
Coding region: 1-1044 (347 amino acids)
Molecular function (GO): proteasome binding
Source: RefSeq, a predicted model, not a curated record